AUGGACGCUGGCGGUCUUGCUCAAAUGACUUACAACAACAACUUCAAUAAUGGCACCUCUCUCGGUGUUCCGAGCUCGGGUUUCGCCUCGCGAGGCAAGGGCUCACACAUCAAGAGAUUGAGUGUCCCCCCUCAGGUGGCCACCAUCGAUGAGUCCCAGCCCUCGAUCUCCACUCCGCGUACCAGUCGCUCGCACCUCUUGGCUGGUCUGCGCACUGCUCCUCGUUCCGCCACUAUUCCUUCUCAGCAUCAACAGCGAAAUGGUAUGGAAGACCCUCGAUUCCACGUCCUGCCUAACCGAGGCCUGGACCGAGUUCCGCAAACUGCCACGGGAGCUGGAUUCCCGCAGCACGCAUAUGCCAACAAUCAGAGAAUGGGUGGGCAUGGCGGACACAGCGGACAUCGGGAACGCCCGAUGUACACUCUUCCGGAGCAGGUUCUUGCACCUCCCACCCUUGAAAUGGGGGUCGAUCCUGGCAUGGAUGAGAACAUGUAUGCCGAACUGAUGUCGACCAAUCUCUUCCUGGCGGCUCAACAGCAGCGCCUGCAGCAGCAGUUGAUCAGCGUCACUGCUGCAGCUCAGCAGUUCCAAGGUCUCAACUUAGGAGGAAUGCCUAUCCAGCACCAGCCCGCCCCUUCGCCUUCGAUGCCUGGCAUGGGAUUCUACCAACAGCAACUGUUGCAGGGUGUGCAGCCCAUCGUGCAGCCUGUCCCUGGCCAGCCUGGCCUGUUCUCCGUCUACAACCCUCUCACCGGUCAACAAAGUUACAUCAUGGAUAACAGCUCUGAGGAAACCAGCUCGCUAUAUGCGGACAACCAUCUGGCCGGUCACCAGGUUCCUCAAUUUCGCGCUGAAAUCUCCCCGCCCGCAGAGUCGGCUCCAUCGCACAUGUACUUUUCGCAGCCCAUCUCGCCGCCAAGUGGCACUCCUUCCCCGCCGACCGAGUCCACUGCUUUCCGCCGUAACCACCGAAAGAAUCCGCCGUUCAACCCAGCACUCAAGACCAGCAUCGAUACGACCAAGGCCAAUGUCGGUCCAGGCCCCCGGUCCGCCGCUCUGCCUCCCACUCCUGCCACAGGCACAUUCGGACCCGGUCAAGCUCGCGCGGGCGAGCACCCGAUCCGUCAGCCUCGUGGCCCGCCCUCGCUGGAGGAUCUCGUGGCCAAGCCGACUUCCAAGCACGAAGGAAGCAAGAAUUUCGCAACUCGUCAACGUCGACGUGCUGUCCACAACCUGGUUCGCGCUGGAAUUGAGCGCCGAGGUGACACUCGUAGCUUUGGAUACAACAGCAGCGGAGGCACCAACACUCCCGCCAGUGAGAAGGAAUUCACCUUCUCCGAUGGUGACGAUGCCACCGUUCGCAGUGGUAGCCUCUCCAGCAAGCCCAGCCUCGGCAGCCUGCGCGCAGCCGCCAGCGGCGCCAUUGGAUCUGAGCGCAAGGAGAAGUCCGGCCGUGAGCGCAAGUCUCCGGACAGCCCCUACCAGAGCGGAACUCCCACGAGCGAAGACGGUUACUUCGGGUCGAAGCUAGCGGAAAUCCGCGCGGACAAUAUCUCCCUCCCCAGUGAGGCUUCCUCGCCCUCCGUGGCGGCUGUCGUCGCGGGCCAAGGAUCAACUGCUCAAGGCCCCGAGCGGCGCAAGACGCCGAUGCUUGUGUUGUCCAGCGCUGAGAAGCGCAAGACCCCCAUCAUGUAA
Molecule: messenger RNA, 1695 nt
Organism: Penicillium argentinense
Lineage: Eukaryota; Fungi; Ascomycota; Eurotiomycetes; Eurotiales; Aspergillaceae
Exons: 1
Coding region: 1-1695 (564 amino acids)
Source: RefSeq, a predicted model, not a curated record